Molecule: messenger RNA, 3336 nt
Organism: Acipenser ruthenus (sterlet)
Lineage: Eukaryota; Metazoa; Chordata; Actinopteri; Acipenseriformes; Acipenseridae
Product: seipin-like
Biological process (GO): lipid storage; lipid droplet organization
Cellular component (GO): endoplasmic reticulum membrane
Source: RefSeq, a predicted model, not a curated record
CACGAAUAUCAAACACGAAUAUCAAACGAAACUUCGGAUUGGAGCCGCUGUCAGGACACAGUCUUGGUGACCCGCCCCUAACAAGUGGAAACCGUCCAAUCACUGCAGCCGAAGGAAGAGAGAGGCUCCGGGCUCUGUGAUUUGGCUGAAACAGCUUCCUGUAACCCUGUCUUUUCAAUGCAAUUGGAAGUACAGAGAAUGGUGCCUUCUGCAGUUCCUUCUGCGAUUGGAAGAAAAUAUUGCAACAAUUUCAGGAAUAUUCUGAAGAUGCCUAAAUAAUAAUAAUAAUAAUACAUAUAUAUAUCAAGUUUCCUUAAAGCCCUUUGGUUGCCUGUAAUAUUACAUAGUGUACACAUUUCCUGAUGCCCCUGAUUACCUUGCAAAACACUCCCCUCUAGUGGUCUCUAAGCAGAUAGCGCAGUGUGAUACCCCUGAUUACCUUGCAAAACACUCCCCUCUAGUGGUUUCUAAGCAGAUAGCGCAGUGUGAUACCCCUGAUUACCUUGCAAAACACUCCCCUCUAGUGGUUUCUAAGCAGAUAGCGCAGUGUCUUUGAUACCCCUGAUUACCUUGCAAAACACUCCCCUCUAGUGGUCUCUAAGCAGAUAGCGCAGUGUCUUUGAUACACUGAUUACCUUGCAAAACACUCCCCUCUAGUGGUCUCUAAGCAGAUAGCGCAGUGUCUUUGAUACACUGAUUACCUUGCAAAACACUCCCCUCUAGUGGUCUCUAAGCAGAUAGCGCUGUGCGCCCUGAGCCCUGUCUGGUUCUCGGCAGCGCCGCCCCCUGGCGGGUAUGGGAGGGGCGGUGGGGGCCGCGCUGGUCUGGCUGCAGGACACGCUGACCCAGUCCCUGAGCCGGGCCCGGCGCACCCUGCUGCAGGCGGCCGUGCUGCUGUGUGUGCUGGUGCUGCUGCUCUGGGUCGCCGUCUUUCUCUACGGCAGCUUCUACUACUCCUACAUGCCCACGGUGAGCCACGUGAGCCCGGUCCACUACUCGUACAGGACAGACUGUGACUCCUCCAGUGUGGAUCUCUGCUCCUUCCCGUUUGCCAACGUCUCCCUGAUCAAGAACGGACGAGACAAGGUGAUGAUCUAUGGCCAGCCCUAUCGGAUCUCCCUGGAGAUGGAAAUGCCGGAGUCUCCGGUGAAUCAGGAGCUGGGAAUGUUCCUGAUCCGAAUGUCCUGCUACACCCACGGGGGCCGGACCAUCUCCACCACGGCCCGCUCCGCUAUGCUUCACUACAAGUCCUCGUUGCUGCAGUCUCUCGACACUCUUGUGUUCUCUCCUCUCCUCCUCUCCGGGGUCUCGGAGCAGAAGCAGCUGGUUGAGGUGGAGCUGUACGAAGACUACCGGGAGAACUCGUAUGUUCCCACCGUCGGAGCUUUGAUUGAGAUUCAGUCUCGUCGGGCUCAGCUCUACGCUGCUCGGCUCCGGAUUCACGCGCACUUCACUGGGAUCAGGUAUCUCCUCUAUAACUUCCCCAUGACCUCGGCAGUGAUCGGAGUUGCCAGUAACUUUGCCUUCCUGAGCGUCAUCGUGCUGUUCAGCUACCUGCAGUUCAUCUGGGGCGGGGUCUGGCCUCAGGAUCCAAUCAGAGUGCAGGUGAAUCUGGGCGCUGGAACUCGACUUCAGCAGAGGAGGGAGGAGGCGAGGCGACGGAUCGGAGCGCAGAGAGCUCCGGCUCCCGCCCCCGAGACGACGGGAGUGGCUAGCGCAGGUGAUGAUGUCACCACUGAAAGACCCGCACGGGGGAAAGAGGAACUGGAGGGGGAGGAGCCUGGUGAGGGGGAGGAGCCUGGUGAGGGGGAGGAGCCUCUGGAGACCAUUGGCUCUCUGAACGAGCAGGUGGACCUGCCAUAUAAUGAGACAGACUCCUCAGCUCUUGAUUCGUCGACGGAGGAGGCGCCCGUCCUUCUGGACGCGAGCUCAUUGGAGGAGGAGGGGCCCGGGGGCGUGGCCGAGGCUGCCGCCAUGGAGACGGAGCUGAGACAGCGACAUGGGGGCUGCAUGAGCUUCUAAACUGGAGCGAGGCCACGAGGAGCCACGCUGGACCACGCGCCGCGCUCCCACUCUGAACAGAAGAGUUUCCUUGCCUCUUAUAAGCACUAGCAGAAUAGCACUGAGACCCCUUUAAAACAAGUCUUUAAAAUCCAUUCUCUCACCUCUUAUUAGCUUUAUUAACAGGAUCACUGGCCCCUCCCUUUAAAGGAGCGCUGACCAUCUUUAAAAUCCAUUCUCUCACCUCUUAUUAGCUUUAUAAACAGGAUCACUGGCCCCUCCCUUUAAAGGAGCGCUGACCAUCUUUAAAAUCCAUUCUCUCACCUCUUAUUAGCUUUAUUAACAGGAUUGCUGGUCCCUCCCUUUAAAGGAGCGCUGACCAUCUUUAAAAUCCAUUCUCUCACCUCUUAUUAGCUUUAUAAACAGGAUCACUGGCCCCUCCCUUUAAAGGAGCGCUGACCAUCUUUAAAAUCCAUUCUCUCACCUCUUAUGAGCUUUAUUAACAGGAUCGCUGGUCCCUCCCUUUAAAGGAGCGCUGACCAUCUUUAAAAUCCAUUCUCUCACCUCUUAUUAGCUUUAUUAACAGGAUCGCUGGUCCCUCCCUUUAAAGGAGCGCUGACCAUCUUUAAAAUCCAUUCUCUCGCCUCUGGUAGUUAACAAUGCUUUGUGGAGCACCUUGCUGCCUUACCUAUCUGUCGCCACCAGGGGGCAAUGCAGCACCCUCCCCCCCCCCCCCCCCCACGCAUUGCCCAGCAAUCACCCUGGCUUGCAGUCUGCUAGACUGAACACGCCCUCACUAAACUGAGAGGCCAGCCACAGUUAUAAAAAGGGUUGGUUUGUUUUUUCGGGGGGGGUUCCUUACAUUCCCAAAAUUUGGGACCAAGCUGUGUUUUUUUUUUCGUUUUCUUUUGAGUGUCUUAAUUCUUUUAACCCGCAGCUCGCCCCCUCGCCUCGGAUGGUAUUUCUGGGGGGGAGGGGGGGGGGGGGGGGCAGAAUGGAAUCAUUUAUUAAUAUUUUUGUAUUUUUUAUUUUUCUAACUUAUUAACCCUGCGUUGCACUAACAGCACAGCUUACUGCUGAAUGCUAGGUGAGGCCAAACCAUCAUUAUUAUUAUUAUUAUUAUUAUUAUUAUUAUUAUUGUUAUUAUUAUUAUUAUUAUUAUUAUUAUUAUUGUUAGUGCUGUGGUUGCCUGCUAUCCCCUCUCUUAACCCUCUUUGUCUUUCACAGACGCUUUCUUUGCCCCUCGUGUUUCACGGCUCUGCCUUUUCAUCUCUCUCGUGGGUUUUGUUAGUAAUGUUACUUUCUGUAAUAAACACGGAAUUCAAUGCGAAAAAA